Messenger RNA from Myodes glareolus (Bank vole), 7874 nucleotides. It is a transcript of the gene Kcnt2, whose product is annotated as potassium sodium-activated channel subfamily T member 2. Gene Ontology annotation, biological process: potassium ion transmembrane transport. Lineage: Eukaryota; Metazoa; Chordata; Mammalia; Rodentia; Cricetidae. Gene Ontology annotation, cellular component: plasma membrane. Gene Ontology annotation, molecular function: outward rectifier potassium channel activity; intracellular sodium-activated potassium channel activity. The record is from RefSeq and is a predicted model, not a curated record.
CUCGGUUUGCAUCAUCCCCAUCACACCCUUGGGGAAGAGGAGCCAGCCCCCUUUUCAGCCACAGCUUCCGGCCAAGCGACCCCUCCUCCUCCGGGUCCCCCCAGGCUCUUCUGCCACCUUCCUCAGCACGGUACCCCUCUUCAGCACUCUCUGAUCCUCGCUGCCCUCCUCCAUCCCUUGUUGUAUGUUGCCCACCCCUUAAGGAAGAAUGGUUGAUUUGGAGAGCGAAGUGCCCCCUCUGCCUCCCAGGUACAGAUUUCGGGAUUUGCUGCUAGGGGACCAAGGCUGGCAAAAUGAUGACAGGGUUCAAGUUGAAUUCUACAUGAAUGAAAAUACAUUUAAAGAGAGAUUAAAAUUGUUUUUCAUUAAAAACCAGCGAUCAAGUCUAAGAAUCCGCUUGUUCAACUUUUCUCUCAAAUUGUUAAGCUGUUUAUUAUACAUCAUCCGUGUGCUGCUUGAGAAGCCCUCACAGGGAAAUGAAUGGUCUCAUAUAUUUUGGGUUAACAGAAGUCUACCUUUAUGGGGCUUACAGGUCUCAGUGGCAUUGAUCAGUCUAUUUGAAACAAUACUCCUUGGUUAUCUCAGUUACAAGGGAAAUAUCUGGGAACAGAUUUUACGAAUCCCAUUCAUCUUGGAAAUAAUCAAUGCGGUCCCAUUCAUUAUCUCAAUAUUCUGGCCUACCUUAAGGAAUCUAUUCGUUCCAGUUUUUCUAAACUGUUGGCUUGCCAAACAUGCAUUGGAAAAUAUGAUUAAUGAUCUUCAUAGAGCCAUUCAGCGAACACAGUCUGCAAUGUUUAAUCAAGUUUUGAUUUUGAUAUCUACAUUCCUAUGCCUUAUCUUCACUUGCAUUUGUGGAAUUCAGCAUCUGGAAAGAAUUGGCAAGAAACUCAAUCUCUUUGACUCCCUUUAUUUCUGCAUUGUGACAUUUUCUACUGUGGGCUUUGGGGAUGUCACUCCUGAAACAUGGUCUUCCAAGCUUUUUGUUGUUGCUAUGAUCUGCGUUGCUCUUGUGGUACUCCCCAUACAGUUUGAACAAUUGGCCUAUUUGUGGAUGGAGAGACAAAAAUCGGGUGGCAACUAUAGUCGUCACAGAGCUCAGACAGAGAAACAUGUUGUCCUGUGUGUCAGCUCACUGAAGAUCGACUUACUGAUGGAUUUUCUUAAUGAAUUCUAUGCACAUCCAAGACUGCAGGAUUAUUAUGUGGUUAUAUUGUGUCCUACUGAGAUGGAUGUGCAAGUUCGGAGGGUCCUACAGAUUCCAAUGUGGUCCCAGCGAGUGAUCUACCUUCAAGGCUCAGCCCUUAAAGAUCAGGAUCUCCUGCGAGCAAAGAUGGACAAUGCGGAGGCCUGUUUCAUUCUGAGCAGCCGCUGUGAAGUGGACAGGACAUCAUCUGAUCAUCAAACAAUUUUGAGAGCAUGGGCUGUGAAAGAUUUUGCUCCAAAUUGUCCUUUGUAUGUUCAGAUAUUAAAACCUGAAAAUAAAUUCCACAUCAAAUUUGCAGAUCAUGUUGUUUGUGAAGAGGAGUUUAAAUACGCCAUGUUAGCUUUAAACUGUAUAUGCCCAGCUACAUCUACACUUAUUACACUACUGGUUCAUACCUCUAGAGGGCAAGAAGGGCAGCAGUCGCCAGAACAAUGGCAGAAGAUGUACGGGAGGUGCUCUGGAAAUGAAGUCUAUCACAUCGUAUUAGAAGAAAGUACUUUUUUUGCUGAAUAUGAAGGGAAGAGUUUUACCUAUGCUUCUUUCCAUGCACACAAAAAGUUUGGUGUCUGCUUGAUUGGUGUUAGGAGGGAGGAUAAUAAAAACAUUUUGCUGAAUCCAGGUCCUCGAUACAUUAUGAAUGCUUCAGAUAUAUGUUUUUACAUUAAUAUUACCAAAGAAGAAAAUUCAGCAUUUAAGAAUCAAGACCAGCAGAGAAAAAGCAAUGUAUCAAGGUCAUUUUAUCAUGGUCCUUCAAGGUUACCUGUCCACAGCAUCAUUGCCAGCAUGGGUACUGUGGCUAUAGACUUGCAAGACACAAGUUGUAGGACAGCAAGUGGCCCUACCCUGGCUCUUCCUUCAGAAGGAAACAAAGAAUUAAGAAGACCUAGUAUUGCUCCUGUUUUAGAGGUUGCAGAUUCAUCAUCAAUUCAAACAUGUGAUCUUUUAAGUGACCAAUCAGAAGAUGAAACUACACCAGAUGAAGAAAAUUCUUCAAAUUUAGAAUAUGCCAAGGGCUACCCACCUUACUCUCCAUACAUAGGAAGCUCACCUACUUUUUGUCACCUGCUUCAAGAAAAAGUGCCCUUCUGCUGCUUAAGAUUAGACAAGAGUUGCCAGCAUAACUACUAUGAGGACGCAAAAGCCUAUGGAUUCAAAAAUAAACUAAUUAUAGUUGCAGCUGAAACAGCUGGAAAUGGAUUAUAUAAUUUUAUUGUACCUCUCAGGGCAUAUUAUAGACCAAAGAAAGAAUUAAAUCCCAUAGUUCUGCUAUUGGAUAACCCGCCAGAUAUGCAUUUUCUGGAUGCAAUCUGUUGGUUUCCAAUGGUUUACUACAUGGUGGGCUCUAUUGACAACCUAGAUGAUUUGCUCAGGUGUGGCGUGACCUUUGCUGCCAACAUGGUGGUUGUGGACAAGGAGAGCACCAUGAGUGCUGAGGAAGACUACAUGGCAGAUGCCAAAACCAUUGUGAACGUGCAGACCCUUUUCAGGUUGUUUUCCAGUCUCAGUAUUAUCACUGAGCUUACUCACCCAGCAAAUAUGAGAUUCAUGCAAUUCAGAGCCAAGGACUGUUACUCUCUUGCACUUUCAAAACUGGAAAAGAAAGAGCGAGAACGAGGCUCCAACCUGGCCUUUAUGUUUCGCCUGCCUUUUGCUGCGGGACGAGUAUUCAGCAUCAGCAUGUUGGACACGCUUCUCUAUCAGUCAUUUGUGAAAGAUUAUAUGAUUUCUAUCACCAGACUUCUGCUGGGACUGGACACCAUACCAGGAUCGGGGUUUCUUUGUUCUAUGAAAAUCACUGAAGAGGACUUGUGGAUCAGAACAUAUGCCAGACUCUAUCAGAAGUUGUGUUCCUCUACUGGAGAUGUUCCCAUUGGGAUCUACAGGACGGAAUCUCAGAAACUAACUACAUCGGAGUCUCAGAUAUCCAUCAGUGUGGAAGAGUGGGAAGACACCAAAGAUGCCAAAGAGCCAGGGCACCACCGCAGCAUGCAUCGCAACUCAACCUCCAGUGACCAAUCAGACCAUCCAUUGCUGCGGAGGAAGAGCAUGCAAUGGGCUAGGAGGCUGAGCAGAAAAGGACCAAAGCAUUCUGGGAAAACUGCAGAGAAAAUAACCCAGCAGCGACUGAACCUCUACAGGAGGUCCGAAAGACAGGAGCUUGCUGAGCUUGUGAAAAAUAGGAUGAAACACCUGGGCCUUUCUACGGUGGGCUAUGAUGAAAUGAAUGAUCAUCAAAGCACACUAUCCUAUAUCCUGAUUAAUCCUUCUCCAGAUACCAGGCUUGAGCUCAAUGAUGUUGUAUACUUGAUCCGACCAGAUCCACUGUCUUACCUUCCAAACAGUGAACCCAGUAGGAAAAACAGCAUCUGCAAUGUUGCUGUUCAAGAUUCCCGGGAGGAAACUCAACUCUGAUGAAAAGAAAAUAAGGGACCUUAUUUUUCCCUACAUGGAUCUUGCUUGAAAUCAUGGAAAUAUUGUAGACGGCCCUACAAAACUGACUGGAAUGUAUUCAAUUUGGAACUUAAUACGGUAUUUAUUGACAUUUCCCUGCUUAGUCUAAAUUUCAUCAGUGGGGGAUUCUGAAAAUGCCUAUAAAAUACAGAAGUUAAAAUCUGAUAUUUAACUGUUCAAGAACUAUCAGAAUUGUAUGCAUCCUGUUUUAAAACAUUACUAAGACUAUUAAAACAAAGAAAUCCACCUAUAUUCAGUGUAUCACAAUGGCACUGAAGUUUGCUUUUCUCCUUAUAAUUAAAUAGGUCAUUAUAUUGUUUAACUUUGCUGUUUCUAAAAUUGAGCCCAAUAAGAAUGUAUGCUUAUCUCUAUCCAGAGAUUAAUCACUAACUUCUGUGGGUGACUGCAGUCUAAGAAUCAUAGUUUUCUUCAGAAUAGAUAUUUAGAGUCAUUUAUGUCUGUCUGUCCAUAUAUUAUUGUGUUCAUUUUAGAAGCUAUCAUAUCCAUAGCAUGUUUAAAUAUUCAGAAGAAACUAAAACACAAAGACCUAUUAAUCAUCUGGGCUUUUUGGUAGCUUCAUAUAUAAGGCAUAUUUUAUGCUGACAAACAUUUACUUAAGAAAAGAAUUAUUUUUUCUUCUAAAAAAUACCUUACAUAGAGAAAACAAUACAUAUCUUUUCAGUUAAUAUGAGUAUGAGAACUGGAAUAUCUUCCAUAAAUAUCAGAUGGGCAGUGAUGUCUUCUAUUACUGUAGGCUUUAAUAUUUUUCAUUAAGCUAUAUAGAAGAUUUCACUAAGAAAAUGGGUUCAAGUUUAAAAGAAGAGUAUUUAUACAUUUUAUCGACCACAGGAACACUUUAAAACCUUUAGCAUUCUCCAAAUAUCUUUGAUAUUAAAGACUUACACUUAAAAUCUGAUUUAAUAUAAAAAUAAUCAAACAUAUUAUAAUUCAACAUUAUAAGGAAAUUAUCAUUAAUAUACAUAUUUCUUCUAUUUUAAUUUUAAUAUGAAUUAUUAAGCAUUUGACAGAUAAUUUUAAAAUAAAACUUUGUCUUUAUUCCCUAUUAUUUCUCGUCAUAAAUACAGCAAAACUUAUGAGAGAAUAAAUGUAUACACACUUUGCCAAAUCAAAUAGAGUAAUAAAGAGUUCCCAUGACAGAUAUACUGGUACAUUUUAAAAACAAAAAUUAUGAUUUCUAUUGAUUUAUUUUUUUCAUGAGCAUGACACUUGCAACCUAAAAUAGUCCAUAUAUGAAAUGGAUGUUUUUCCUUCCUAAUCAUAAUGAAACAGAUCACAGAAAGGGAAAAUAAACUCUUUUAGGAAAAUGAAACCUAAUAUCCUCCAAAUAAUUAUACAAAAAAUGCAAACAUUAAAUGUGAAAUCAAAUUUUCUAGUCAUUUUACCAUUUGACAGGAAAAUAUAGAAUGUAUUUUUUAUUACCAGUACUUUACAUUACCCAUAAUUUAGAAUAAGAAAAGCAUGAAGGAUUCCCUCAAAAUAGAGAGAUGCUUUAGUCUUCAAAGAGGAUUGGUUUGAGUAAGUGACUUCAAAUUGAGAGCAUGCCUUCAAAAGUCAUGAUUGUAUGCAAAUGUGUGUAUGUUAUCUAUGUGAAAUACAAUUGAAAAACUCCACAUGAUAUUUAAAAUUGGAUGCAGGAUUGAAUUAUUGUGUGCAAUAGAUAAAACAGACUGAAUAGACUGACUUAUUUCACAUUUGGAUAUCAGUAGUUAAGUAAGAUAUUUCUUUUGAUUGACUUUUCUUUUAUUCCAUUACAGUUCUUUUAGGAAUAAAUGUCAGAUUUUAAAUGUCUUCUCUUUCCCAAUGAGCCAUGAAGUUUAGUAUUUUUACAUUAUGACAAUUGCUAAGACUGGAAUUUUAAGCUAGGAUAUGACUAUAUUUCCUAUAAAAAUUUUGUUUCAUAAAUUUUAAAAUAAUUAUUUUUGAUUAGUAUUAGCCCAAAUUUAAUAUUUGACCGAAUUAAUAUUGCUUGAUAUAAAAUAAUAGUUUAUAGUCUUUCCAAUUAUUUAAAGAAUAAAUUAUGCUUAUUAAAGACUUUCAACAAACUGUUGCCUUUUUAAAAUGAUUACACUUGCACAUGAAAAUAAAACAUGAAGUAACUGUGCUCUUAGCCCUUUGAGAAUUGGUUUGGUUUAUUGUCUAUGUGCCAUUUUUUGCUACUAGUUUUAUUGAAUUGCUUUAAAAUAGAUAACAAUAAAAUUAUUUCUGAUGAUGAUGAAAAUCUCUUGUUUUUUAUGGCUGAUCUCUGUUUUGAUAACUUAUGUUUGAAACUGUUAAAGUAUUUUCUCAUUUUUAAAUAACAAACCCAAAUAAAUGUGAAAGUUACUCAGUGUAAAAGAGAUAAAAAAUACUGCUGAAUUACUUUUUAACACUAUAGUCUGGAUAAUUAUUGUGUGGGGAAAGAUGGGUUGACAAAGAAAAAUAUGCACAACAGGAAGAAAAUGAUAAAGAGGGUGUGGGGAGUAAAUAAACUUAUUUGAAUACCAAAAGAAUGAUAUAUUUUAUAUUUAACAAAACAAAGUGUCAAGUCCUGAUAUGCUCAUUUAUAAAAUCCAGAAAAAUUACUACCUAAGUGAAAAUUAAUAUGGUUUUAAACGUUGAGUGGUCCUUUCUUUCAGGCAAACACUACACAUUUUUCAUCCUGUUUCUGUUGCUAUGGCUCCUGGAAGAAUCACGGAGAUUAUUUAAUGAGAACACAGACUUAGCGAUGAGAGUAGAAAGAGCAAGUAGAGAACAGAACCGCAGGAACAGUAGGGCUGUAUAUUCUGAGAUUCCAUACUGUCUUCCAUAUUUCCUUAUAAUGAUGUGGAGAAACCCAGUGGGUCUAAACAGUCCCUGGAAUACGUGUUCUGUCCACUGUAAGGACUGGGUACUGGAGCAGUGUGAUAUCUGGGAAUCAAAACCACUCUAGAUUUUAGAGUGUGGUCUAUACUUAGGGCAAGGACUGUUGUAAUAUACAGUGGUUAUUACAUAGUGACCCAAAGACACUCUCAGCAUAAAGAAGUGGAUCUUGGGAGAAGUGCUGCUGGGGAAGCAUGCUUCAGAACACUUUUACCUAGAAUCUUGAAGCAGAGUUCUAGAGAAUUCAUUUACUACAGCAAUGUUUGUGUGAGAUCCCACAGUGCUGCCUUCAAAUGUACCUAGCAUGUGUCUGAAGACUUUCCCCCAGAACCCUUUUUCUUGACUCUAAUGCCGUGUAUACUGUUUAUAUACUACUUCAUAAUCUUCAAGUUCUCUUUGCUAAUCAGUCUAAUUCUGCAUUCCCUUAAAAAUUAAUUCUUCACCACCAACAAUUUCUGCUUGCCCUGAAUAGAGAUUUCUUGGCCACCAUAGUGAAAGAAUGAUAAAAGACAAAAUACUCCUUUAGAAAAAAAACAUUAAUUUAUGAUACUUAUACCCUGGUUCAAAACUUGAACUCCUGGACUUGACAAAACACAAACAGAAGCAAUUGAAUUAGCAUUAUUCUACUUCAUAAAAAUUCCAGUCUGUAUAUUAACUAUAGGGAGAUGUUCACUCAAGCCCAGCAGGAAGAAACAGUACAACAUACAUGGUCACCCAAGAAAAAACAGUAUUUGCAAAUAUAAGAGCAGAAUGAGAGGAAAUACAAACUGAAACCACAAGUGAUCCAUGAAACUAAUCAAAGGAGAGCGGAUCAAACUGGACAUGGAAUGGAGCAGGGUCACAGUUCUGCACUUCUGCUUACAGUUAUGUGUAUGCCAAGAAAAGCAACUCACAGAAUUUAUCAGAAAGGACUUCAAAAGCAAGAUUAUCACAUCAGAGACUAGUAAUAAAUUAGGUCGAAAUUGCAUUUUUAAAAACACUGAUGGAGUCAAACAAAGAAAACAGUACAUUGUUUGGAGCCUUGGCAUUCUCUUGGCUGGCAGAAACAUUGUGUUUGAAGUUUGGGAUUCCUGCUAAAGUAUUUGUUACUGUUGUAACUGUUGUGAACAUCAGGACAGAUUUUCUUUGAAUAUUGUCAAAGGUACAGCAGAAAUUUAUCAAACAGUACAUGGACUAAAAACAAGUAUUUUAUGCAUAUUGUAUUUAUUUUGCAUGUCUUUGUUAUGUUGAAAAACUGAAACCUAAUUUAUUUAAUUAUAUUAUUUAAUAAUUUGUUAUCAUCCUACAGAAGCUGUAACAGUAUCCCUAUGCUUGAGUAACUUUGUAAACAAAAUAGAAUUUUGCUGCUUUUUUUCUUUGC